CCAUCUCUGUACAUCUACUACAUUUUAUAAUCAAAUUUGAAUUGUGUUGAUGGGAAUCGUUUUCAGUCUUAUCCGUUGAGGAUUUGCUCGUUUUCCGAUACGCAAUCAUCUAAAAUCCUCCCCAUACCUCUCCCAAUUUCAAUGCGCCAACUCUUUUUAAUUCGAUCUUUAUUCCCAAAUUUCUUCAAUUCUUCGCCGGAAUGGAUCGUUCUUCGCCGGAAAACCUCAUCCUCGUCACCAGAGAAUCAAACGGGAUCGCUUUCGUUACAAUCAACCGCCCGAAGUCGUUGAAUUCCUUAACAAGGUCGAUGAUGACAGAUCUGGCUCAGGCGUUCAAGAGCUUAGACCGCGACGAUUCCGUGCGAGUCAUCGUCCUCUCUGGAUCAGGACGAGCCUUCUGUUCCGGUGUAGACCUAACUGCGGCGGAGGACGUUUUCAAGGGAGAUGUGAAGGAUGUUGAAUCCGAUCCGGUUGUGCAAAUGGAACGCUGCCGGAAACCGAUCAUCGGAGCGAUUGCAGGUUUCGCCAUCACCGCUGGAUUUGAGAUCGCCUUGGCUUGUGACAUACUAAUCGCUGCCAAAGGAGCUAUGUUCAUCGACACGCAUGCUAGAUUUGGGAUAUUUCCUUCAUGGGGAUUAUCUCAGAAACUAGGAAGGAUAAUUGGAGUUAACAAAGCUCGCGAAGUAUCGCUAACGGCGAUGCCUCUAACGGCAGAGGAAGCAGAGAAGAGAAAUUUGGUGAAUGAGGUGGUUGAAGGAGGUGAAUUAUUGAAGAAAGCUCGAGCAAUUGCGGAGGCAAUCUUGAAGAACAAUCAGGAUAUGGUGUUGAGAUACAAGUCAGUCAUUAACGAUGGCCUGAAGCUUGAUCUUGGCCAAGCUCUUGCACUGGAAAAGGAGAGAGCUCAUGCGUAUUACAAUGGAAUGACCAAAGAACAAUUCCAGAAAAUGCAAGAAUUUAUAGCUGGUCGGAGCUCCAAGAAACCUUCCAAGUUAUAGUCUAAACUAAACCCCCUCUACUCUCCUCUCCUUCUCUCUUUCAAUAAUAACAAAAACACACUCUUCCUCCGUUUUCCUUUUUUUUUUUUUUUAGUUUAAUUCCCCAACCUUAGCUGAUCACUUUAUUUGGAAUUUUAUUUUGAUAGUUUCAUAUAACUUAAUAAAUGGUCUCUUCCUAGUUUUAUAGGACCAUCGGUGCUCAGUCUAAGCCCUUUUAAGGUCUUUUGCACUAUGUAGGUAUCCUCCCUUGCUUGUCUUUAAAUGCCCUCCUUUCCUUAAGGCUACUUCAGGGAGUUCCUCCAAACCAAAUCCUACGACUAGGGACUUUAAACUAUAGCUAUUAAAUUUUGAGGAAAAAUAUUUGUUUGUCCCUAA
Benincasa hispida (wax gourd) is the source of this 1370-nucleotide messenger RNA. RefSeq names its product enoyl-CoA hydratase/isomerase A (gene ECHIA). The record is from RefSeq and is a predicted model, not a curated record. Gene Ontology annotation, cellular component: peroxisome. Lineage: Eukaryota; Viridiplantae; Streptophyta; Magnoliopsida; Cucurbitales; Cucurbitaceae.